CUCGGAAAUGCCCACCAGAAAGCUUCGGGGGCACGUCAGCCACGGUCAUGGCCGUAUUGGUAGGUGCCGGUAAACACAGGAUGCACCCUGGGGGCCAUGGUAAUGCUGUGGUGGUAUGCAUCACCACAGGAUCAAUUUCGACACCAUCCCAGGUACUUUGGAAAGGUUAGUAUGAGGCAUUACCAUCUGAAGAACACAAUCAUCUGCCCCACAAUCAACCUGGACAAGCUCCCAAGACUGGUGAGCGAGCAGAUUAGGCUCAACUACAGCCAGAAGCCCAAUGGUUCUGCCCCAAUCAUUGAUGUGGUACGUGCGGGCUACUUCAAAGUUCUGGGAAGAGGCAAACUCCCCAAGCAGCCCGUCAUCGUGAAGGCCAAGUUCUUCAGCAGGAGGGCUGAGGAGAAGAUCAAGGGAGGGGGAGGUGCUUGUGUGCUGAUGGCGUGAGCACCUGCUACCAUCUUGUGCAAGAAUAAACUGUAUAAAAGGAUUUUGCGUGUUUUGUGUGUGCGUGUGUGCAUACACUAUAUGGACAAAAGUAUU
Megalops cyprinoides (Indo-Pacific tarpon) is the source of this 540-nucleotide messenger RNA. Its product is annotated as 60S ribosomal protein L27a-like. Bases 97 to 444 code for a protein of 115 amino acids. Gene Ontology annotation, cellular component: cytosolic large ribosomal subunit; ribosome. NCBI's taxonomy places the organism in Eukaryota, Metazoa, Chordata, Actinopteri, Elopiformes, Megalopidae. Gene Ontology annotation, molecular function: structural constituent of ribosome. The record is from RefSeq and is a predicted model, not a curated record. Gene Ontology annotation, biological process: translation. The transcript is spliced from 5 exons.